GCCUUGGGACUGCACUUACCACAUACAGUCUUACAUAAAGUCUCUUUUAGUGAACAGUGGACUAGUUCAACAAAACAGACUUCAUAUAAACACCAUAAUGAACUUUAUUUUACUUUCACACUAUCCGUUGUGACCCAGAUGAGGACGGGUUCCCUUCUGAGUCUGGUUCCUCUCAAGAUCUUAAUGAAUUUUGACCACCGGCUCGCUCAAUAGAGAUAAAUUCACACACUUAAAAUCUCUAUCCUGUGUUUAUAUAUUUCUGUAAAGCUGCUUUGGGACAAUGUCCAUCGUUAAACGCGAUAUCCAAAUCAAAUGAAAUAGAAUCGAAUUGAACUGAAAUACUGAGCUGAAGUGAAAUUCGGUGCUGUCUCUUUAAGAGCUCGUGUCCCGCCUCGCCCUUGAAGUUCGGCGCGUGAACAUAUGAAAAAGUAUGGAAAAGUGCUUUGACAAGGAAGUAGCUUACUAUGUGGUAUUUUAUUUAAACCAUAAUCACACACCUUCACACACAUUCACUCACUGACAACAGGUUUACAUUUUAAACGGCGGAAGUUUGGUUGUUUUAGCCCUAAAUCCACCGCGACGUUGUCUGGGUUUUGACAGCUUGUUUGUUUAUGUUGCUAGCUGGCUAACGUCGUGUACUUACAAACUUUUCUUUUCGAGACAGGAGACUAGUGCUUAAAUGACCUCAAAACACCAGGCUGUUUAUUUUACACUCGGAAAUAAACUAAAAAGCUUUCCUGUCCUCCACACUGUAACUGUCCUGCUGAAAAAAAAACAACCGAAAAACCUCAUAAUAUCUGUAAUGGUUUUUAAUGGAAGCUCUAAUGGUCCCUGCAUGGGCUUGCCUGGACUAGGAUAUCUCAGCACGGGCCCGUCUGGUGAUGUGGUUCGAUCUCAGUCAUGGCGCUGGAGAAAGAGACGAGGUGUCGCGUUUAUCUUUUGACAUUCCCAGAUUGACACUCCUGCUCUCCUGCUUUGCAAGCCAAAUACGAAGUCAAAAAGAAACGAGAGGAUGGAGAGAGAGGACGAGAGGACGCAGCCGUCUACGGGAGACGAGGAAAGACGGGAUCGUACGAGGGCCGUGAGAGUAAAUGAAGUGAUGACUGUAGAACGGGAUCACGGAGAGUCCGGAGCAGCGUCAGAUCCGGAUCGGAGACGGCAUACGGAAGGCGUGGACGAACUGGAACAGGAACGAAACCCUGAAGUGGCGCGGGAAUCAGGAUCGAUUCGAAGCUUUCUUCGUGGACGUGCGGUCGGAAACGGAGAAGCUUUCCACGCCUUCACGUCUCCUUCUUGUAGCUCGUCUUCGUCCCCGUGCCCCUCUCCUUCUGCUCUCCUUUCCACUUUGUCUCUCUCCUCCUCGUCUCCGCAGCCCUCUCUCGCGCCCCCGCUGAAGCUGGAUGCAGUGUUGGUGGACGAGAGGCUGGUGUUGGACGUGUAUCAGCAUGGGGGCGCGGCGAUGCCCGCUCUGUGGGAGAGCGCUCCAGAGCGGAUGAAGCGGGUACAGUAUGUCCGACUGGGCUCCGAGGACGAAGGAGCGCUGGAAGGUUCUCUCGGUGUUCUCCCUCAUCUUACUCAGCUGCGCUCGUUAGCCAUUCGAGGCCACCGCUUCUAUGAUGCCCAAGGUGAACCCCUUCCUGGCCUGCUGACCUCUCUCCCUCCUUCACUCUCCUGUUGUUCCCUCCUCGUCCACCUCGACCUCUCUUUCAACCGCCUCUCGUCUCUCCCGGCCUGCCUGCUCUCUCUCCGUCACCUCUCCGAGCUCCUGCUCUGCCAUAACCUCCUGAUCGGCCUGCCUGGAGAAGUGUGCGGCCUGGUGGCCCUGCGCCGUCUCAGCGUGCUGGGAAAUAAACUGCAGACUCUACCUUCACAGCUUGGUCUUCUGCAUGCGCUCCAGGAGCUGGACGUGUCCUUUAACCAGCUGGAGAGUCUACCCGAUGAGCUCGGCCUGCUGAAAAACCUACACGCGCUGGAGCUCUCGUCCAACAGGCUUCGAGAGCUGCCCGAGACACUGGGUUCUUUACACUCUUUGAGGGUGCUGGCAAUCCACAGUAAUGAGUUACGGAGCAUCCCAGAGUCUGUGAAAUCCCUCCCUGCGCUAACUAGACUGGACGUACGAAAUAACCCACUGGGCCGACCCCCGACCCCCCCGCCACUCCCUCCCGCACCAGCAGCUCAGACCGACUCCCCAGUACCAGAGUUACACCUCGCCUUCAACCAGCACAAGUUUUCCGUGUCUCCUGCUGGAUGUCACGUGUUUCUUCCUGGUGGAGGAGAGCUCUUGUUUCCACGGGGCUGCGUUAAGUUCUUUACACAGUUCAAAUGGGCCGAGAGAAAACCAGACAGGAAGUGGAUAUGGCUGGAGGAGCAUGAUUUCCUGCUCAGCCGUCCUCUGGAACUGCUUCCCCACGGUGUUGCGUUCGACAAGCCUGUAGAAGUGUGUGUUCCUUACCACAGGACCCGGAAAGGUGAGGUGAUGGUGCGCAGGUAUGAUGGUCACGCUUGGAGUACACUACCCACCCAGACCAGAAGAGGGAGCCACAGGCACAGCUGUAGGCCACGGGGCCGACCUGCACGGCUGGCGUGCUGCACUGUCACGCACUUCUCCUGGUUUGUGGUCAUCUCUCGUCCCGUCAGAGACUGUUGCUCGGUGUUGCCAGAGGGGGCGCUGCUGGUGUCUCGCUAUGACCCUGGGAUCAAACUCACUUUUCCUGCGAACUGCACAACACAUGCACGCACUGUCACACUGCAGGUGCUUCAGGUGGCGCAGUCUGAGGUGCAGGAUCUGACAGGAGACCCACACGCCAGUGCAAGCCCCCUCCUCUGCCUCUCCCAAACUCCCAGCAUGCACUUCCUCCAGCCAAUCAAAGUGCAGAUCCCCCUUCCACCUGGACUUACUGGACUCACGGUGGAUAUGUCUCGGCUGCACCUGCUGCACGGUGACCCUGUGGCUCACACCUGGACUGAUGUCACCGCUCAGGUGUCUCUAUACAUCACACAUCUCUAUGCCAUCUUUUCUGUCACACACUUCUCCUGGUACUGGCUGUGGUACACCACUCACAGCUGCAUUAGUGGAGUGGUGAGGAAAGUGUACCACAGACUAAAGCAGUUCAGGGUUCAGUUUCUGGUGCUACAGAGAAAAGCAGACUUCACACAAGUCCUACUGCAGUGUCUGCCUUCAGAUAAGAUCGACAGUAGGUUCGCAUCUCUAUCAGAGCAGUAUGAUGGUCCUCAGCCUUCAGAUGUGUGUAACCUGUUGGAAGGAGAGCAGUUCUUUGCUGGGUUUGAGAGAGGCAUUGACAUCACCUCUGAUCGACCGGACUGCAGAGAGGGCAGACUGGCCUUCACCUUCUAUUCUCACCUGAAGAACAUCAAAGAGGUGCACGUGUGCCCGACACACCAACAAGAGGGAACCGUCCGAGGACAGGUAUCGUUCUACAGAGGCGACGUACCCAAUGACCUUCCAGAGGAAGUGGCUCGGAAAAGGAAAGGCCACGACAGCCAGUGGAUGGCUACGCUCCCACUUAGACUUCCUGGUGCUGACCAGGAGGGCAGUGUGUACGCAGAGCGGCAGUACCCACCGCUAAACCUCGGCGAUCCUGAGAGCGGAUACCUCACAGAGACCAACCUUCUGUCCAUCUCAUUUCGCAUCAGCCAGGACUGGCGCAGCAUCGGCAUCAACCUGGGCAUCAGCUAUAACGAGCUGGAUCGCAUCCAGUUCAAACACAGAGAUAACCUAGGAGCCAUGGUGUUGGAGAUGCUCUUCCAUUGGGCGAGAGAGCAGCAGAAGGCGGGAGCAGGAGCGGUCCCACGGCUGAUCGAGGCUCUAAUCGAGAGCGGGAGGCGGGACCUUGCUGAUGAAGUACAGGAUAUAGUGAAUCUGGGGAAAAUGAAGUACACCGAGUCCCUGAAGAGAGUUGGCCUAGAGACAGAGACCCCGGGAACCUCUACUCAGUCUCAAUUAAGCUGACACACACACACACACACACAAAAGGACAGUAUGGAGACCUCUCCCAGGUGCCAAUAUUCACAAAUCACAAUAAUGGUGCUGGCCAUUUGUACACUGUACAUUUAAUAUUUUAAAGAGCCUAUUAUUUAAUGUAACACACACACACACAUUUCUCUGCAGUGUCGCAGCUGUCAGGUUUUCCACUGUGAGAUCGUUGCUAUGCCUAAGCUGUUGUUGGGCUGAAUCAGCUCCUCACACACAUCCGCUGAACAAACUUCUUCCACUUCGCCUCUCUGCCUCCUGAAGCCUCACUAACUUCAACUGGAACCAGACAAGUGCACUGAACACUUCCUGUUGCCAAUGUGUUUCGUUUCUGAUCACUGAUUGGAACCAUGCCCAAACUACAUGAUAUGGCCAAAAGUUUGUGGACACCUGACCAUCACACCCAUGUGUUUCCUAAAAUCAGGGACGUCCAAUCUUAUCCAGACAGUACCAGUGUGGGUGCAGGUUUUCAUUCCAGCCAAGUGGAAGCCAAGACAACGAAUUAAACAUGUGGAAUUAAAAAGGCGUGGCCCCUGCUUGACGGGAACGAAAACCCGUACCCACACAUGAUUGGACACCGCUGCACAAAAUGUUCGAAGCACACAAUUGUAUAGGAUGUUUUUCAGAAUCUCUUGUAUAGCCAGUAUGUUUUAUAUGCAGGAACUUUUGGUCAUCGUCUUGUACCUAUAACAAAACAAAAAACCUCACCACGCUAACGAGAGCUUCCAGGGAGCUGUAGCAUUACAGUUUCCCUUCACUGGAACUAAGGCGUGGAUCCCAAAACCUGUUCCCUGCCCCUGUGAGCAAAGCGAGAUCCAUGAAGACAUGGCUUUCCAAGGUUGGAGUAGAAGAGCUCCUGCACAGAGCCCUGACCUCAACCCCACUGAGCACUUUUGGAAUAAACUGGAACCCCAGGCGUCCUCACUAACACUCUUGUAGUUGAGUGAACACACAUCCCAACCGCCAUGCCCCAAAAAUCUAGCGAAAAGCCUUCCCAGAAGAGUUGAGCUUAUUAAACAGCAAAGGGGGACUAAAUCACUUUUUUAAUAAGCACUUGUGAGGUGUGAGAUUCGGGUGUCUGCAUACUUUUGACCAGGAGUGUGCUGUGUUUGUUGAACAGUCUCUGUGUUUGUAUGCUUCAGUAUGAGUGUUUUAUGAAAUAAAUGUGCUGUGAGGUAAUCCCAGA
Molecule: messenger RNA, 5177 nt
Organism: Ictalurus furcatus (blue catfish)
Lineage: Eukaryota; Metazoa; Chordata; Actinopteri; Siluriformes; Ictaluridae
Gene: pidd1
Product: p53-induced death domain protein 1
Exons: 16
Coding region: 1013-3970 (985 amino acids)
Biological process (GO): apoptotic process; DNA damage response; signal transduction
Molecular function (GO): protein binding
Source: RefSeq, a predicted model, not a curated record